This is a messenger RNA of Caenorhabditis remanei, 1323 nucleotides long. RefSeq lists its product as uncharacterized. Bases 1 to 1323 code for a protein of 440 amino acids. The transcript is spliced from 18 exons. Lineage: Eukaryota; Metazoa; Nematoda; Chromadorea; Rhabditida; Rhabditidae. The record is from RefSeq and is a predicted model, not a curated record.
AUGAAGUUCCAGAACAUUCUAUUCGUUUCCGCCACAUUUUUGUUCACCGUCGUGACGGCUGAUACCCUUCUCCGGUCACAACUUCUGAAGAAGAUAGAUAAACGUGACACACUUCUCAAAGCUCUGCCAGUUAAGCAAAGGGAGGAAAAAAGAGUUAUGAUUGUUUUCAAGAAUGGAGAAAAUGAGAAAGCUGAGUUUGAAAAUGCUCGUGGAAGACAUAGAGAGGAUAAAGCAAGAGUCAUUGUUACUUUUAAAAACGGAGAAGUCUCAAAACAACAUCAUGAAUCACUCCCAAUCAAGCAACGGGAGGAUAAAAAAGCUAUGAUUAUCUUCAAGAAUGGGAUGGAAUCAAAAUUCAAGAAGAUUGCCAAGAGAGACACACUUUUGAAAUCCCUUCCAACCGGAGACAAGCGAGUUCAACAAGACGCUCUUCUCAAUGCUCUUCGUUCCCGUUACCACAACCUUAAAGGAAUCUCCAAACGCGACACUCUUCUCAGAUCGCUCCACGGUUCUGACAAAAGAGCCAAAGUAAUUGAGCCAAAGACAUCUGUCAGAGUUUUUCUCAAGUCGGGUAAAGUUGAUGAGAGAAAACCAUUGACUGUUGCUGAAAAGAAGAAGGAUAUCGAAUUGAAAAGAGACGUAAUGUUAACUUGGAGAUCCGCCGAAAACAAGAAUUUAUCGGAAAAGCAGAAAGCCCUCCUCGCCGCUCGUCAAAGAGACGCCUUCAGAGCAUUCUUUAAGAACAGAAGAGCCGUUGCUCAACAUGAUACUCUUCUCAGAGAUGAAAAUCAGCCGGAACCGCCACGCAAGAAGAGAGACAUUGCUGCCACUGUUGUCGGCGCCGCAGUCAGUAGUGUCGUUUCGAAUUUGAUGAAAAAUGUGGAAGAGAGUGUUGUGAAAGCGGAGAAUGACGCGAAGAAAGUGCAAGCUGAUCUCGAUUCCGAUCAGGGCAGGAUUAUAGGAGAAGGGGAAUUUAUUGUAUCUCAAGACACUGCAAACUUUGCUCCAAAUAAACCACCUGUAGUUCAUGAAGUUGUUCCACUUCCGUUUGUUCCAGUCAAAGCUUAUGAUGCACCAAAAUCAAACGACAUCGUGCCAAAACCAGUCGCUCCAGUUCAUGCUGAUGUCGAAGUCAUCGCGGGAACCGACGUUUCAAGCAGCACAUCCACUGCUAAACCAGCAACAGAGAGAAAGGGAGUCUUUGCAACUCUCUUCAAUUCUAUCAAACUUUUCUUCGGAACCGUCACUAAUUCUGUCGGAGGAUUCUUCAUUGACAUGGGAUCGCGUAUCACCAAUUUUGUGGAGAAGCGCAUCAAGGUCUAA